AUGCUGUUGUCUCCUAGCAUCAAUCUCGAUGACUUUGCCAUCUCAACAGAGCAUGGUUUCCUCCCGGACGGUCUUCCUCUGCCGCAACUCACCCAGCCCUACUUUGCCCCAUGGGAAGACCUCGCCAGCCAGCUCCCGCAUCUCAUCCAGACCGGACAGAUCCGCAGUCUCAUACACAGUCUCCCCAUCCUCUCCCCAUCACACCUCCGAACAGAACCAGAGUGGCGACGAGCAUACGUCGUCCUCGGUUUCCUCACGCACGCCUAUAUCUGGGGCGGCGAGAAACCCAAAGAUGUCUUACCACCAUGCAUUUCAAAACCCUUCCUUGAAAUCUCCUCCCACCUCGAACUGCCCGCCUGUGCAACAUACGCAGCCCUAACGCUCUGGAACUACAAAAGCUCCGAUCCAAAGUCCGAGCUCACAAACCCAGACACCAUCUCCCUCCUCACCUCCUUCACAGGAACAAGAGACGAAGAAUGGUUCAUUGUUAUCUCUGUCGCCAUCGAAGCCCGGGGAGCGAAGCUGGUACCCCUGAUGCUCGAUGCCAUCGCCGCGGCGAACGCGCACGACGCUCCGCGGCUUGCCGCUCUGCUGUGCAGAUUCACAGACGGCCUGCGCGAACUCAAUGCGAUCCUAAAACGCAUGUACGAGCACUGCGCCCCCGCAGUGUUUUUCCAUCAGCUCCGCCCGUUCCUUGCCGGCAGCAAGAAUAUGAGUACUGCCGGCCUGCCGGAUGGCGUGUUCUAUGAUGUUGGUGCUGGCCAUGGCGAGUGGCAUCAAUAUAGUGGAGGCAGUAAUGCACAGAGCUCGUUAAUCCAGACAUUUGAUAUCUUUCUGGGUGUGAAUCACUCUGCUACGGCGGAGAUGCGGCCCUCGGGAACGGGGUAUAUCCAGGAAAUGCGUAAAUACAUGCCCGCGCCACACAGACGCUUCCUCGAAACUCUAUCUGCGCUCUCCACCGUCCGAUCCUUCAUCAUGAGCUCACAUGCAGACUCCCCGGCAAAAGAGGCAUACAAUGCUGCGGUCCUGACGCUGAGCGCUUUCCGAGACACGCACAUCCAGAUCGUGUCCAGGUAUAUCAUUACUCCUGCUAGGAGUCGCGCGCCGGUUGAGCAAGCGAGAAGUAAUCGAGUAAAUCUCGCGUCGCCCAGUGCCGGGGCGCAGAAUGAGACGAAUCCGACGGGGUUGUAUGGGACUGGGGGAACUAGUUUGAUUCCUUUCCUGAAGCAGACGAGGGAUACUACUAAAGCGGCGACGUGUUAG
Messenger RNA from Penicillium riverlandense, 1263 nucleotides. Its product is annotated as indoleamine 2,3-dioxygenase. The record is from RefSeq and is a predicted model, not a curated record. Bases 1 to 1263 code for a protein of 420 amino acids. Gene Ontology annotation, biological process: 'de novo' NAD+ biosynthetic process from L-tryptophan. Gene Ontology annotation, molecular function: metal ion binding; indoleamine 2,3-dioxygenase activity; heme binding. Lineage: Eukaryota; Fungi; Ascomycota; Eurotiomycetes; Eurotiales; Aspergillaceae. The transcript has 3 exons. Gene Ontology annotation, cellular component: cytoplasm.